AUGGUGGGAUUUUGCUGCAUCGCUCUGCGGCCUCCGCUCCAAGAACUGUUUGAGCAGUGGAAUUUGCUGAGGAUCGUCGUGUCCUGCAUUGUGAGAUUCCCAAUGAAUUUUUUGGCGGGUUCUUUGAGAACAGCCAAAACAAAGGUGGGGUUUUUCGUUGUGGCGCUGACCUCUCUGUACUGUUAUUAUGGAGACCGAAGUAGACAGGGGGAAACAGAGGAAAAGGGAUACCGGAGUACAUUGAGACUGAUUUACUUUGAGGCAUUUGCUUUGAUGUCCUUGAGCUUAUCAACACAAGCACAUUCAGGACUCAAGCUUGAUACCUCCAAUUUCCUUCUAAUAUGUCUGGUACUCGGUAUCAUAAAAAAGAACUUCAUGGCUGGUGUGGUUGUGGCAGUUCUAUGUUACAUGGCUAUGAGUAGUCUCCCCUGUUCUGAUUCCCGGCAGGAACAGGGCCGUCGUGGCGGAGGCGAAUCAGAGGACAUCAUCGUUCUUGGGGACAGCUUACUUGAGGAGGCGCCGCAGAGCAAGUCUCAAGCUUGUGAAGGCGACUUGCACUGAACCUUACAGGAAUUUGGAAUGGUGGGUUUUGAGGAACACGCUGUCAUCGAUCCUUGCAAGACAAAUCAGUUUGAAGACAUUAAAUUAUGUGUCUUUGUCAGCCACAGAGUACUCGAAUUUGUUAAGCCCGGAGAGGAACUUGACAAGAGCGCUUCAACGUCUGAGAUUCCAUAAUCCAUGGUCAACUGAAUCCAGACUACGUCUGCCGCAGUUGAUGGGUCCCGAUGAUGAAUAAAAUGAUUUUGUUCCUAAAAAUAGUAA
Messenger RNA from Neltuma alba, 822 nucleotides. RefSeq lists its product as uncharacterized. The transcript has 2 exons. Bases 1 to 561 code for a protein of 186 amino acids. Lineage: Eukaryota; Viridiplantae; Streptophyta; Magnoliopsida; Fabales; Fabaceae. The record is from RefSeq and is a predicted model, not a curated record.